Cadophora gregata is the source of this 234-nucleotide messenger RNA. RefSeq lists its product as uncharacterized. The record is from RefSeq and is a predicted model, not a curated record. Gene Ontology annotation, molecular function: methyltransferase activity. Bases 1 to 234 code for a protein of 77 amino acids. Lineage: Eukaryota; Fungi; Ascomycota; Leotiomycetes; Helotiales; Ploettnerulaceae. The transcript has a single exon.
AUGAAAGGCGCAUUGAAAGGUGGCUAUUCCCGAAUCCUUAUCAAUGAUUUCGUCAUCAAAGAGACAGACGUCAAUCUUUUCCAAGCUUCUUUUGACUUGUGGAUGAUGGCGGAUGUGACGGGCAAGGAGCGCACAGAGAAAGAAUGGGCGUCGCUGGUCCAGCCAAUUGGAAUGCAAGUGGUAGCUGUUCAUCGUCUGGGAAUGGAUGCAGUGAUCGAGAUUGGACUGGAAUAG